AUAAUAGACAUCUCAUUUGCGACUGCAGCCAGAUGCGUUUCAUGAAAAACCUCUGAAAAUGAUAAGAGAUACAAAAUAAAAAUAAAAAUGUAACUGUUCAACAACUAUUGAUGGGGCAUGUGACGAUUCAUUAUAUAGAUUCAGUUAUUCGUCAGUGUCCAAACUUUUUUACCACCUUCUGGAAAACGAUCUGAUAAAUUCACCUUCCUUGGUGUAAGUUUAUUUAUAGUUUGAUAUGCCUUUAUGGCUAUAUUGACUUGUAAGUUGAAACCAACGUACCUAGAUUUAAACAAAGAGAGUUUGUUGCUGGUGAAAAGAACCGUAUCGUUGAACCGAUGAAACAAAGGGUGCCCAGAGAAGAAAUAUGUUUGUAUCAACCUGUUGCUAAUAACUACAAAGGUUUGCAUAUUUAUCCUUUUUCGUGUUUUGCCACUGAAAUUGGCUACGGAAAAAGUUUCAAGCAUCAUGAAUAUUGUAGCAAUGAAUUUUCUUUUCAUUAAACGCUUGUUAAUUCGACUGCUAAUUUUGGGAUUAGGUAUUCCAUAUUCAGAUGGAACUUGUAUAUUUCCGACUUAUUUAAUGGGAGAAUGGACGAGUGCAGAGAGAGGCAGUUUGUCCAUUACAACGGAUUCCAUCUAUAACUACAAGGUCUACAUCCCCUCCGCCGACCCAAACAACCCCACCAUAGAUUACUAUAAUUUUACAUGUCUGACCAAAGUCAACGCCAACCGCUUCACUAUAAGGUCAAUGAAUUUCAAUGUGUUAUUUGGAACCAACGUCUUCUUUUACAUUUGCCUGGAUAUCUACAAUGUCAAUGACCAGCUGAACUAUUACUACCACGCAACAGCUGUAGAUACUCUUAUCCGUGAAAAUAUGGUCGGGAUUGCGGAGGACAAAUCAAACUCAUAUGAAAAUAUCUGCACUAGAAGCUACAUAGAUCCGUCAAACUUCAUUGUACUGUUACGUAAAGAUGCCGUGGAAGAUGACGUAAUACAGACCCUCUGUCCCAAUGCCUUACAGAUGGUCUACAGUAAUAUCACAUUUACAAGUCACUCGGGGACAACAGAAAACUGUGUGACGGCGGAGAUGGACGGCUGUACUAAUAAAACCAUGCUCAACUUUACGCAAGGAGAUUGUACCGAGAAAACACUUUCAGAUGGAGGCAUCUACACCUGCAUCUUCUCAAAGACUGUUGACAGUCAGUUGUAUUUAUCAGUGUGGAACAACGAUGAUACGUUGACUUCAUCCACAUACAGAUUCUUCUGUUUUAAAAUUACAAACUACAUGAAUGGAACUGUAUUCUUAGAAGAGAAACCAAAUUUUUGUGGAAAUUCCGUAAAUUUUACAGCCUAUCCCACAACAAGUUCAUCCGCUGAAUUAAAGGAUAUAACAGACACCUGUCAAAUUAUACUCCCCACCACGACUGAAGCUCCAUUUGUUGCUGAUUUGAACUACCUAUUCAUAUUAUUAGGAUUAUUUAUAAUUUUCUUGGUCGUCGUCAUUGUAAUGCUGACUAAACGUCUAAAACUCUACCUUAAGAAGAAAAAAGAAGAAAAACCUAUUGACGUUCGAAAGGGAGAAAAAGUGGGACUUCAACACUUUGAUCCCAAGAAAUCCCUUAUGAUCAACUCUCCUAGACCUGUUAAUUAUUUUAGACCAAAACGAGCAAUUCAAAUUGUACCUUUGUUCAAACCAGGCUUCAGUACUGACGAGUUUUCGAUUCACCCACCUCCAAAGAUCACGUGUAUCUACACAGACAGUAUCGUGGAUUAUAUGAGAGGCCGGAUGCCCAGACGACCGGACGGGAUAAGCCUGUAUAGCUUCGAUUCCGCCAUAUUUCGGGCGAGAAGUCCGUUCUCCACAAUUUCCAUCCUCAGUACAGAUGAUGACGAUGUCUCGUUCGGAUCAGAAUCUUGUUAGAAACUUUUUGUGAAGAAUUCUCAGUCGUUUAAAAAUGUUUAUUUAAAAUAUAUAACUGGUACUGUACCAGUUAUCUGCUAAGACCAGUUAUCGGCUAAACUGAGGGAUCGGGUUUAUAGCAUGCGACUAUCCGAGAUUUUUUAAUUCAGUCGUCUGUUUCGAAUAAAGAAAAGUUAGUUUGCUUGAAAACUUUCUUGAAUAUGUUUUAAACAUGAGCUUUAACGAUCAUUGUUUACCGCUGAUUUACAGCUAUGGGGAAAGUGACGUAAUAAGUUAAAAAUGGAAUAUGACCUCUUUGUGAUACGUUAUUAUAUCCCUUCUUUGAUUUGACAUUUAAUAUCAAUACAUAUAAAAUUUCUAAACAAAAGAAAUUCACUAAAUUCUGAGAGAGUCAUGGUGCAGUUGAACGCCUGAUUGCACAAUUAUGUAUUGAACAGCAUGCGUUGUUAUGUAUUACCAUAUGAUGAUAAACGGAUAAUUUUAUGAGUUUUAUGUAUAGUAACCCCUACGACCUAUAGGCUGACCCCGCAAGGGACAUAAUUCAAUUUAAACUUUGCAGAAUAUAAAAUCAACAUGAAAAGGGAUUUUACUGUGUUAUUAUCACGAAGCCGAUAACUGGUAAAGUAAAUCGUAAAAACUCGGCAAAUUCGGAGCGUGCUAAAUAGCACAAAAACAAAAUGUUUAAGUUCUAAAUGAUGAUAUAAUCUAACCGACUGAUAAAUUAGGAGUUCACCAUUUAAAAUAUGUCAAGCUUUGUUCAAAUAUAUCAAGAAAUAAGGAAACACGAAAAGAAAACGUAAAAUUUUAGCCGAUAACUGGUACAGUGCCAGUAUACAACAUUUCUAACAUUAAUUUAUUCCUUAAUUUAAUUUAACUGAAUAUUUAAUAACUUUUUAAUGUUUUUAAUUAGCUCCAGUAAUAAUUUUUCAAUGCGUUAUUAUAAAUAGUAAAUAGUAGUUGAACAGUUUUUGCAAUGAUUAUUACAUUGUGUUGGUAUGUAGA
Molecule: messenger RNA, 2922 nt
Organism: Magallana angulata
Lineage: Eukaryota; Metazoa; Mollusca; Bivalvia; Ostreida; Ostreidae
Exons: 9
Coding region: 466-1920 (484 amino acids)
Source: RefSeq, a predicted model, not a curated record